AUGGCUCUGCUCCUGCUGAGCCUGGGGCUGAGCCUGGUCUCUGCCCAGGAGUUCAGCCUCCGAACUGUCGUGUGGAGCAACUUUGACCUGGCCAGGGUUUCGGGGACCUGGCACUCUGUCGCCAUGGCUUCGAGCGACCUGAGAUGGAUUGAGGAGAGCCGGGACCUGCGGGUCUUCAUGCGGCGCCUGCAGGGCCUGGAGGACCGCAGUCUGAAGUUCUGCUGACGCUUCAUGGUGCAGGGGGAGUGCGAGCUGGUGGACGUGGUCUGCAGGAAGGUGGAGAAAAGUGGGCAGUUUACCAUCGCCUAUGAGGGGGACAACAAGCUGACCCUCUUGGAGACGGACUACAGGCUGUACAUCACGUUUCACCUGCUGAACACGAGCGGGACGGAGACGCACGUGCUGGCUCUCUACGGUACCUGGCCCACCGCUGGUGGGGUCUCGCCCUGCCUCCAGGCUCCGGCCCCAGCAGGGCAAUCAGGGGCAAGAGUGGACGUCCAGCUGCCCACGCAUGUCCACACCCCAUGCUCGCAGGACCCCUCCCUCCACAGUCUCCCAUGUCCCCCCAGAUCCACCCCACACAUCGUCCCAAACGACCUGAGAGGGACCCCAGCCCCUGCUGUUCUGUCCUCAGGACGGAUCCCGGAGCUGAACUCCAGCUUCCUGAACAGAUUUGAAAAAAUCUGCUGA
Messenger RNA from Manis pentadactyla (Chinese pangolin), 690 nucleotides. Its product is annotated as epididymal-specific lipocalin-9-like. Lineage: Eukaryota; Metazoa; Chordata; Mammalia; Pholidota; Manidae. The transcript has 4 exons. The record is from RefSeq and is a predicted model, not a curated record. Gene Ontology annotation, molecular function: small molecule binding.